AAACUUGAAUGCGUGCUGAGCCAAGGAGCCUGGAGCCGCGAACGCUUUAUUUAUUCGUUGUUCAGACUCGGGGCAUUCGGGAUAAUUUGUGGUGAUUUCUCUCUAAAUCUUGACCGGCGCGGGUUUCGAUCAAUGAAAGUGGACUUGCCGGACGAGUAAGGCCAUCGCAGUGACCGGACACCGCCGAGAGGUGCACCUGCCGCCGAGAUCUCUCGGCGAGACCUUGAGAAGGAAGAAAGAAGCCAGCCAUAAUAACAAAGCGUGAUUUCAGCCGAGUUGUUUUUACUCGGCGGCCUGUCGGGCGAGUUUAGUGAAGCAUGUCAUCAUGGCCGGGAUGGAUGCUGUGUCUCGCCUUCUCGACAGGAACAGAGAACUGAUUUCGCGGGAACUCGAGUCGACCAAAAUCGUCGGGUUGUUGGUGAAAGAGGGUGUGUUGUCCGUGGACGAGGAGCAAGCUGUCAACAGCCACACUGACGCCAACCAAAGGUGCGACGUAUUCGUCAGGGUGCUCGCUCAGAAGGGGGUGACUGCCUUCAGGGAGCUAUGCUAUGCCCUCGAGAAAGAGUGUCCUCAUGUGCUCACCAGCCUGCUGGUCGACGCCGGUAGCAACAAUUCCACAACAGGUGACAAGAAACCAAUCGAGUUGGCCAAGCUGUCAGACAGUACAAACCAAGUGAACGGUGGCACCCUCGGCAGCGGCUCAAGCUCCUCCUUAUCCCUGAGUUCGGGAAAUGGAGUGCUGGACGAAAGCGGUGAUGACAUCGCCGAAAGGAGCGAUGCAGCUCCUCCGCCACCGCAGCAGCAGCAAAGCGAAAUGCCGCUGAACCGAGUGAGCGCGCCGGUGGCGAUGGAGGCGCAAGUUAGACGGGGUCUGACGGCUCGGCCACCCUCGCCUGAGCACCAAGUCAGCCCUCUCGUCGGCACGAUGAAGCAGCAGCAGACCUCCUCCGCCUCCAUUCCAGCCCUUCAAGAAGGACUUGAAGAGCCCGUGGAAGAAAUGGGAGGCGAUCGCAUUUCUUGGGAGUACAAGACAGUCAACCUAAGCAGAGUGCCUGGCUAUGGCUUCGGCAUCGCUGUGAGCGGCGGCCGCGACAACCCGCACUUUGCAAACGGUGACCCCGCCAUCGCCAUCUCAGACGUCCUUAAAGCCGGACCCGCCGAAGGAAGGCUGCAGGUGAACGAUCGCAUCCUCAGCGCCAACAGUGUGUCCCUCGAGAACGUGGACUACAGCACCGCCGUGCAAGUUUUGCGCGACUCGGGACACACGGUGCAGCUGGUGUUGAAGCGCAGGGUGGUUCUGCCCCCAAGUGGCAGCAACCCCAACGUGGCGGCCGCCGUGGAAACGCCCCAGACCCUCAGGGUCUCACUCGCCAGGGGCAAGAAGAAGGACGAUUUCGGUCUAGUUUUGGGAUGCCGCCUGUUUGUGAAGGAGGUGGGCUCGAGGUGUCGAGAGGCUGGUUUGAGGGAAGGAGACAUCCUGCUCUCGAUAAAUGCCUUGCCGACGGAAAACAUGACCCUGAAAGAGGCUAAAAAGUUGAUGGACGCGACGAAAGAACGACUGAACCUAGUUGUGCGGAGAGAACCUCUAACAAACGGUGCCAGCAACCUUUCCAGCAUGGGAGCAACAAGUUUGAGUCGAGAAGGGCUUCACAAAAGUUCAAAUAGCACCAACAACCUGCUAAUGAAUUCGUCAGGUUACUCGUCGCAAAACCUGUACGUCCAACCGCCAACGCGAGGCAUGGCAGGCCAGCAGUCUUUCUCAGACCAAGACAAAACCAACAACCUCGCUCCGAGGACGCCUGGUAGGUCGAGAGGGCCUCUGAUGGACGUGUCCCUCAUUCAGCUGGACAGGCCAUCAACGCCAGCAGACGAUGGAUCGGGGCCGCCUCCGCGGCCCGCCCUGCCCAGGCCCGAGGACUACUACAGCACCAGGAGGCAGUUGUACGACGACGACCCCCUCAGCCAAAGGAAUAAACUGCCGAUGCCUGACCCUCGUUACAUCACAUUCCAAAAGGAGAGUUCUGUCGGAAUCCGACUAACGGGCGGCAACGAGGCUGGCAUUUUUGUCACCGCUGUGCAGCCUGGCUCCCCGGCCUCCCUGCAAGGGCUGCAGCCCGGAGACAAAAUCAUCAAGGUCAAUGAGACUGAGGUCAAGGGCAUGACUAGAGAAGAGGCUGUUUUGCUGCUGCUUGGACUGCAGGACCAGGUCGACCUGAUCGUCCAGUACAGGAGAGAGGAGUACGACCAAGUAGUUGCCAACCAACGAGGAGACUCAUUCCAUAUCAAAGCUCAUUUCAACUACGACCCGCCCAAAGGAAACGAAAUGUGUGUCCGCAAGGGCGACAUUUUCCACGUCGUGGACACUCUGUACAACGGAGUGGUUGGCUCGUGGCACGUGUUCCGGGUCGGCAGGAAUAACCUAGAGGCGCAGAAGGGAAUCAUCCCAAACAAGGCAAGGGCCGACGAACUCGCAGCGGCACAGUUGAGCGCGAGCAAGAAGGAGCUCACCGCCUCCGAGAGCCGCGGCAGUUUCUUCCGACGGCGGCGGACCCACAGGCGCUCCAAGUCUCUCAGCAGGGAUCACUGGGACGAUGUUGUAUUCGCCGACAGCAUGAACAAAUUCCCCGCAUAUGAACGGGUAGUUUUGAGGCAUCCUGGAUUCGUCCGACCUGUCGUUCUCUUUGGACCAGUAGUUGACGUUGCCAGGGAAAAGCUGCUGAGGGACUUCCCCGACAAAUUCACAUCACCACAAACCGAGGCCACGGACAGCGAAAAACAAGGCAAGGCGUCCAGCAUUAUCAGGCUGUCGGCGAUCAGGGAAAUGGUGGAUCGGGGCAAACACGGCCUGCUUGACAUUACUCCAAACGCCGUGGACAGACUGAAUUACGCCCAGUUCUAUCCAAUUGUUGUCUUCCUGCGGGCGGAAAACAAGCAGGUGGUCAAGGACAUUCGAUACGGACACUCCAGCAGCUCCCCCAGGGAUUUGUUCAGAAGGGGUGUGCACAAGAGCAGCAAAAAGCUGCUGGAGCAGAGUCAAAAGUUGGAGAAGCUGUGGAGCCACAUUUUCACGGGCACUGUCACGCUGAACCAAGGUUCGGACGCCUGGUACCGCAAGUUGAGGGAGACGCUGGAAACGCAGCAGAGCCAGCUGGUGUGGAUCUCAGAAACCAAGCCCGAGGAAGCGCUGUCUGACGACUUCCUCUUCCCGAUGACGUCGCGCCUCUCGUACGCCUCGUCGCCCGAGUCGGACCUGGAGUUGUCGCCGGAGCCGCGGGCGACGGCCUCCGGCGGCUCGGCGGUGCCCUCGGCGGGCCACGUGCUGCACCAGCACCUGCUCAUGUCUGGCGGCGGCGCGAGCGCCGGCUCGCCGACCAACCGGCUCGUGCGCAGCAACAGCGACCCCAGCAUCGCCACGCAGGAGGAACUCGGCUCCAUCCCCAACUACUCGGGCCCACCCCCUUACACCCUGGUUCCCCCGUACAAGCAGGGCGGCGACGGCCAGCCUCGCACCCCAUCGUCCAACGACACGGGUGACGGCGUCUCGAAACGACGCCCGCAGCAGCCGGACUCGUCAAGCAAGUACGGUUUCGCGCACCAGAACGGCGGCGACGACUACGGCGCCUCACCGAACGGACAGCCAGGUAGCAGCCAUCACCACCACUUCCACCCGCCGGCCGGCUCGCACCAGCACCACCCGGCCUCGUCACACCACCACCACCAGCAUCCGCCGUCGUUCCGCUCGCCGCUCGCGCACUCGCCGCCGCCCACCAGGAGGCAGGCUUCUGAGGCGCCCGCUGGAACAUCAGCUGAAUUUGCGCCUCCGCUGCUCAGGCAGUCGGAGCCACCCGAGCUGCCUCCCAGGGUGGACAGGACCAACAAGCCGCCAGGAAACAUGCGCACCCCCGGAUCGAGAUCGGCACAGGAGAGACUUUUCGGAGACACAGGAGACGCAAAUUACAUGAACGCUGGAGUACCAGGUCAGCAUCUGAGGGGCAACUCGUCCCUGGAAAGAGGCCAGCACGCACCAAACUUGAAAACGCAGAGCAGCUACGACAGCGUGUCUUCCUACGACUCGUUCAACAGAAUCGGUCCUAAUGCCCACGAGGAAAUGAAGUCCAACAACAAUGGCGGCGACACGACCCCAACGUCACCAAGGUCGCAUGACCCCUACCGCUUCACCAGGUCAACCGCCCAGCCGGUAAAGGCUGAAAGGAGUCCCAUGCCUAAAGGACCGGAAUAUCAAAAUAAGUUCAGAUCCGAGUACAAGCCAUCCCCUCCACCCAAAGGGGGUCUCCCUGGCUCUCCCUCCUCGCACCCUUCGUCCUACAAGCCAGUGCCUCCUCCCAAGCCCAAGAACUACCGACCACCCACCAUGCAGCAGAAUGGAGAUGCCAACGGGUCCGAACUCUACUGGCGGAGGGAGGAACAAGUCAGCAAUCACGCAACAAACAACUCGUCAUCUGGAUAUUUCCACGCGCGAUCUUUCUCGGUAGGUGAAGCGAUGACGAAUGGCGGCGGCGGCCCCGCGACGCAGGUCAACGGCCGCGGAGACGAAGACUCAGGACACGGCUCCAGCCUGGACAGAAACUACAACCACCCGCCGCAGCAGUACCCGCAGUACGUCGUAAAUCCACCGCGUAGUCACCACAACAGCCCAAGCUCACUUUGCCGUUGUGGUCGCAAAAACAAAUCGCGAGGCGGUGGAGGUAGCCAGUACUACUACAACGUGCCGGCCGUCAGCAACGGCUCCCGACUGACCAACGGCCACCACCGUGGUGACCCCAGCAGCGGCCUCGACCUGGCCAACCGCGAGCAGCGGGGCAGCGCCUUCGAGCUCUACCGAAAGCCAACUGAUCCCAGAACUCCACCGGCAUACAUCGAGCAUGGAAUGCGCUCGGGUCUGGUGGAGGUGGCCUCGGCCAAGAGCGUCAUCGGCGCAGAAGGUGGCACCCUGUCCGACGCAGGUGUCUCUCUUCACGUGCCGCCCGGUGCUUUGCCCCCAGGCUGUCGAAAGGAGAUCUUCUUCAGGGUGUGUCGCUCCGAUGACCCCAACAUCCUGCCCCCGCUCGACAAAGGUGAAGAGUUGCUGAGUCCGUUGGUGAUGUGCGGUCCGCUGGGUCUGAAAUUUCUGAAGCCGGUGGAGCUGAGUGUGCCUGUGAGUGUGUUGAUGCAAGAUGGCGAGGAUGACGACGAGGAGCCGUGGAACCUUUCCCUGCGCUCGGGAGAGGUUGACGGCGCCCUGCAGCCGCACUGGUCGCCCAACCUGCAGAUGAGCUCCGUGCCGCGGCGCAAGGGCUGCAUGAUCAGCGUGCUCGUGGACCAUUUCUAGUGCGAAUCGCUUAGGUUGUCCGAAAUUGUUGCAUUUUGCUCUCCCUCCUCGCCCCCCGACGGCCGUCUUCUUACUUUUUUACUCUUCUGCCAUUUAAUAUAAUAUUUUUAUUGUAAAUAGACACACAAUAUUAUAAUUACUAUGUAUGCAAUACUUCGUUUCAAAUUAAUUUAAUCGGCCACCGAGCUUCAUGACAUUUCACGCGAGAUAGAAUAUUUCUAGUUGCUCAGAAAGUUGUUGUUGCCUCUCAAGUUCAAUCGGUGCAAUACUUUGUUGCAUAUCUCUAUUUAAUAUUAUAUUUGAGUUCCCGUUUUGGGAGUUAAGCGUCGUGCCCUGCUUGAGGAGCAACAUUCUUGUGUAUAUAUACUACGAAAUCGAAAAACCAAUCAGGCGAAGAUUUUGUUUUUUGAAAUCACUGCCGACUGCCGCGUUAGUGCAAUAAAAUGCUAGAAAUUUAUUUGUGUAUGAGAGCGCAUUAAAAUUAUAAAUAAUUGUACAAAAUAAAAAUCACCAGAUUUAAA
Cloeon dipterum is the source of this 5850-nucleotide messenger RNA. RefSeq names its product tight junction protein ZO-1-like. Gene Ontology annotation, biological process: regulation of apoptotic process; cell-cell adhesion; cell-cell junction organization. Gene Ontology annotation, cellular component: plasma membrane; bicellular tight junction. Bases 326 to 5329 code for a protein of 1667 amino acids. The transcript is spliced from 24 exons. The record is from RefSeq and is a predicted model, not a curated record. Gene Ontology annotation, molecular function: cell adhesion molecule binding. Lineage: Eukaryota; Metazoa; Arthropoda; Insecta; Ephemeroptera; Baetidae.